Messenger RNA from Anisakis simplex (herring worm), 324 nucleotides. The record is from the annotation of a GenBank genome assembly. NCBI's taxonomy places the organism in Eukaryota, Metazoa, Nematoda, Chromadorea, Rhabditida, Anisakidae.
AUGCCCGAGGAGCAUGUUAAUGCAUUUGACGAUCUGACAGCUGAGAUUCAUUGUUUGGUACAUGCAUAUCCUCAGCCACAAAUCAUUUGGACGUAUCGCAAGAACGUUAACUCUGUGGUGGCACAAAAGCUUAUCGAUGAGUUGAUGGUUGUCAACGAAAUCGGACCAAAUAAAUAUGAAUCCAUCCUUACGUUGAGAAAUGCAACAGGUCGCGAUGGUGUAUAUACGUGCGAAGUUAGUUCGGGCGGUAUGGAUGUGUCAGGAGACGCUCAGUUAAGCGUUGUUAAAGCUGCAUUACCGUUAACGCCUCGAUUCGUUCUUCAG